CGAAAGGAAGGCCUGUUUAACCCGUUUAACACCCUAAAUAUCCCUACGCAACCCACCCGUCAGUCCCGUUAUUUCGCGCACCCUCUACACUGACUGCCCCACCAAAUGUGGAGUCUUUCCGAUAUCUCACAAGCAAGCAUCUCCAUAUUCCAUCUUCAAUCCAUAUCCUCACAUUCCCCCUCAUUCUACCCAAAGCACGCUCCCUAACUCCCACUCCCCCAACAAAACAGGGCUCCUGCAAAUGAUCGCUUUGAGAUCUUGGGUUACAAUCAGGCCUUGCUGUUAUAUCCCUUCCUUUCCUUGAACCUUGGCCAUCCAUUAGCCGAUUAGCAACACGCAUAAUUGCCAAACAGAAAGUUGCAACCCCACAACUAUAUUUCGAUGACAACAUAGCUCACAAAUCGUUUGCCCUGGGCGAUAAUUCCUAUACGCGCGACCGUUCAAACAAAGGCCCCAAAGUCGCCCGGCUCACACACACGCCCACCAUGGACCCGUCCUCAGCUCCCCUCGCGGACUACUUCUGGAUCGCUGGCAUCGACUCCGUUUCCUACCACGACCUCCCCGAAGCUCCCAACAGCGGUCACACGACAAACAGCCUCCCGCCCGUGGGAGACAACACCAUAGCAGAAGGCCCCGAAGAGGGACAAGACGAGCCGAUCCUCGGCAGCGCAUCACGAGGCUCGACGGCACGACACUCGCGCGGCUCCCUCAACCGCCUGUCGCGCCUGUCGACCGACGCGCGAAACUCGAUCCAAUCCCUCGAAGCACUCGAUACGUAUAGCGGCAGCAACAGAUCUUCGCUGACUGUGCGCGCCGUGCCGAGCAAUGGGACCCAGGAGUCGCUGAAGCAGGGUCUGUCGGAUUUCGACUUCGAUAGGGCGCUGUCCAAAUUUGCGAAUGAGCGCGAGACAUUCUUGGAUGAUUUGAGCUUCAGCGCGGGCACGGUGAUGCAGAGCAGGCCGCCUAUGACGGCUAGGGCAGAGAAGAUAAAACAUGAUGAGGAGGGACUGGGUGGCAGGAAGAGUCCGUUUGGAAGGGUUGGUGGGAGCAUACGGAGGAAGAUAAGCUUUAGGGACCUGAACAGUUCCAAGAAACAGACUAUAAACCGAAGUGUCUCGAGCCGCACAUCUAAACGACUGAGCAACUACAAUUCCGUUAUACCACCACCUGAACCCCUAAACGCGGACCCUGAUAUGCACCCUUUAAAACGACGCCUUGAACCCGUCCUCCUUGACAGAUACCCACCGAAGACAGCAACGGACGAACUGCAGAGAAGGGGACGUUUCCCAGAUUAUGUCCCUAUGUUCGCUUUCCCUAACGAUAUCAACAUUGUCUCCUCAGACGAGAGGCCUCGGUCCACGUGGCACGGGUUUGCAAUGACUGGAGAUGAUAAUGCCAAAAUAUACGGCAUUACUGUGAUAGUGUGGCUACCACUUGGCGCCGAUGCGGCAGCGGCAGUUGAGAGAAAAUGUGAGGAUUGGCGUCAGAGCCAUAUGACCAAUGAAGAACGGGAGUUGGCAGCAAGCCUGGGCGAGAGAUUAGCUGGGGAAAGAGCUCACUUAUCGCAACUCCUUACUCAGCUCCCGGCGAUGGCCUCUGGGUCAACUGCCCGUGACGAUCUCGAGGAGCGAAUUAGCUCGGUCGAAGAGAAGAUUACAUUGAUGACGGACAUGUUGAGACCCGUGAGACAUGGUGCAGCAUCAAAAAUAGAGGGUCUGACGGAUGGUGACACAGGUCUCUGGACACCUAGAGCUUAUGGGAUUCUGGGGCGCGAUGCUGGGCUAACGAGCUUCUGGAAGGAGUGGCUUCGGGCUGUUAUUGUGCCUAUGACGGACAGCGGCGUGUUACGAGUUCCACCAAGUUCACCUAAAGUGGGCCGGUGGCAGCCGCUAGAACGAUAUGUUGUGAACCUGUGCACCGAGGCACUGUCACCUAUCACUUCAAAGACGCAGGUCGAAAUUGCUGUCCGAGAGCUUCGAUUAUUUGCCCGAAAGGAGGCUGUCAACGAGUUACCCGAGUCAAGAAACGCAGACUUGUAUGCUCUCUUCAGGGCCUUGACAAUCCCGAAUAUCGUGGCCUUGUUGGAAUUCGCCCUAUCAGAAUCUCGGAUUAUAUUUUUGUCGUCGCACACAGCUAUGCUGCAUUUAGCGACCAAGGCAUUGAUAACGCUGCUGUACCCAUUCAAAUGGGCAAGCAUCUUCAUUCCUGUGCUACCUGCACGGCUGAUCUCCGCAUUGGAAGCGCCUUGCCCGUACAUUGUGGGUAUUGAGCGACGAUACGAGAAUGUUGAUUUGCCAGAUGACGACUAUGUUCUCGUGGAUUUGGAUAACGACUCUAUCGAGUCUACUACACCGCCUGUGUCUCUACCGCGGCAGCAAAGGCGGAAGCUUUUCUCCUUGCUUCAGUUAGCGGCACCACACCAUAACAAAUUUGGCGUUCCUGUCGGGCCUCCGCCAUAUGCCAUCGAAACUUUCCCAUACGAUGCAUUCUCGGGUGAAAUUCCCUCGCUAUUCACGCAGAAUUCUGCUCCAAGCACGCUCUCCAAAUUUGUUAGCCAGAGCUCAACCACAUUCGUUGAAGAAAACCUUAAAACGACGUCUCGACCGCUUGUUUUCAAUGCCUUCCUACAGUCUAAGAAUGAUCACACUCGUGUCGAACGUCCGUCAACAAGCAAGUCAAACACCCCUUCUAGUCCGCCACAGACAUCAAUCUCUCCUAACUCGACUCAUUUCCCGAACAUGCCAAACAGCCCAAUGGUUCGCAACGAGUCCGGUUUCACCUUGACGAGCACUCUGAAAGAGAAACGCUCCGGCCAUUUUGAGUCUAGUUCCAGACGCUCAUCGUCCUUUGGUGUGGGCGACAAUAUCCCAUACCGCAAGCCAGAGCUACGUUUCACAGCGGGGCACUCAGCAUCCUUGUCAGCAUCUGCCAUCUCCAUAGACAGCAAGAGCAUGUACGGUUAUGCUCCUAGCAGCUACGCCGUUAGCACACUGGCAGCGAGCACGGUUAUGCCAAGCAUGCUCAUGCAGCCCGUCAGCUCGUCUUCGGAAACGGUUUGGGUUGAGGGACAUUGUCUCAAUUGGGAGAGCCAUGAUACUUCAUCCGUCUGCUCUGUAUGUGACGAGAAAGCUGAUAGUGAUGGCACAUACGGCUGCAGCGGCUGCAGCAUCACCGCGCAUUCCCGUUGUCUUGGGCAGGUGAGCUUAAUCUGUCCAUCAGCGUUCAACGCGGACAAGGUCAGAGCCUCCUUUGUGAGGUGCUUCGCUAGUUUUCUGUACACAUAUCGCAAGCAUUUGAGACCUGCGACCACCAAGGAGCAGAAGGCCGCGAAGCAGAUAUAUGCAUUUGAUAUGGAGGGAUUCGGGAGGAGUCUGCCGGGUGAGAUGUCCGACUAUGUUGGCGCUUUAAGGCAAACGCAGGCAUUCAACGAAUUCAUCCACGAGCGUGAAACCACCCCCGCCUCCAGCCCCUCCAUCCGCUUCUUCGACGAAAUCAUCCUCGCCAAGCGCAACCGCGGCUUCUCAACCUCCUCCUUCUUCUCCAAAGCCAAGACCUCCUUCCUGGAAGAUCGAUCCGAUCACCUCUGGCGAAGCGCUAGUGUGCCCAGCCCCAGCGGCGCAUUCAAGGGCGAGUACAAGAGCGUCAUUUGUAGGAUGCCUGCGAGGCUCGAUCCGGAGCUUAUGAUGGAGCCGAGGGUUAUUGGGGGGGUGCCGAGGGUAGUGCUUAAUGGGGGGAAGAGGAUGGGGAGGAAGGCUGUGCCGAGUCUUUUGGGGCCGAGGGGGGUGAAAUGA
Pseudogymnoascus destructans is the source of this 3791-nucleotide messenger RNA. RefSeq lists its product as uncharacterized. NCBI's taxonomy places the organism in Eukaryota, Fungi, Ascomycota, Leotiomycetes, Thelebolales, Thelebolaceae. The transcript is spliced from 3 exons. Gene Ontology annotation, biological process: regulation of Rab protein signal transduction. Gene Ontology annotation, cellular component: cytoplasmic vesicle. Bases 486 to 3791 code for a protein of 1101 amino acids. The record is from RefSeq and is a predicted model, not a curated record.